This is a messenger RNA of Hyla sarda, 2618 nucleotides long. RefSeq names its product transducin-like enhancer protein 1. NCBI's taxonomy places the organism in Eukaryota, Metazoa, Chordata, Amphibia, Anura, Hylidae. Gene Ontology annotation, molecular function: transcription corepressor activity; protein binding. Bases 199 to 2472 code for a protein of 757 amino acids. The transcript has 21 exons. The record is from RefSeq and is a predicted model, not a curated record. Gene Ontology annotation, biological process: regulation of DNA-templated transcription; negative regulation of canonical Wnt signaling pathway. Gene Ontology annotation, cellular component: transcription regulator complex; nucleus.
UAUGAUUGGUUGGAGGUGGCUUGGGCAGCCUGCAGGAGCCUGGACCCACGUGGAGCUGGCGGCUGCUGAUUGAGCUGGAGGGAGGGGCUGCACCGAGCACCGGGAGACUGGGCCCGACCGGACACUGGCUCCUCCUACCUCGGGGCCCGGAGAGGUCCUUCAUUCAGUCUGAGACAAGUUCUACUACCUCCUGUGAAGAUGUUUCCACAGAACAGACCACCGACACACCUACAAGCAUCAGUGGCAGCUGCAGCAGCAUCAGGCCCUCCUCAAAGCCUCAAACUCACUUAUCCUGAGACAUUGGAUCGGAUCAAGGAGGAGUUUCAGUUCCUGCAAAGUCAGUACCACAGUUUAAAGAUGGAGUGUGAGAAGCUAGCAACAGAGAAGACAGAGAUCCAGAGGCACUACGUCAUGUAUUAUGAAAUGUCCUAUGGGCUGAAUAUUGAAAUGCACAAACAGACUGAAAUUGCCAAACGUCUGAAUGUUAUAUGUGCCCAGUUGGUACCAUUUCUGUCUCAAGAGCAUCAACAGCAAGUGGUCCAGGCAGUUGAACGAGCUAAACAAGUAACUAUGGGGGAGCUGAAUGCAGCCAUUGGGCACCAGUUACAAGCUCAGCACCUCUCACACCACGCUCCUCCUAUUCCACUAACGCCUCACCCAUCUAGUUUGCAGCCUCCUAACCUGGCUGCUGCCACCAGUGCCUCCAGUCUACUGGCCCUUUCUGGUGUCCUUGGCCUGCAGUCUCAGCUGGCAGCAAAAGAGGGACUGACUGAUUCAGAGCACAGAGACAGAGACCCAGGGCCUAGCUGUCUUACUCUUCCAAAUGGGGAGCGGGUGCGAACUUUAGCAGAUUACCUGAACAGCAACAAAAAACGCAAAACAGAGGAAAAAGACUUUGGAACAGAUUAUGGUAGCGAUGCAGACCGUAGUGAAGACAAUCUUGUGGUGGAUGAGGAUCCUGCUUCACCUCACAGUGUCCACUCCUACUCCUCGAGAGAAAAUGGUGUUGAUAAAACCAACCUACAAAGAAAGGAUCCUCCUCCAGCAAGUCCAAACUCUAUGACUUCAUCUAGCAGCGUAUCCCCCUCCAGAAGCAAAGAUCUUCCAACGCAAGUAGAAAAGGCUGGGACUCCAGGCCUAAAGUCUAGUACUCCGAAUUCUCAGAGUGAUAUGAGCACACCUGGCCCUAGUGGGGCUAGUGCAUCUCAGUUCCGACCUCUCUCCAGUAAACCUGCUAUUGACCCCCUAGCCCUGGGGCUUCGCGCCCCCUUGGGAACACAAGGUGGUUAUCCGGCUGCGUUUAGUAUUGCUCAUUCUGCUGUGAAUGCUGAAGCAGCUGGGGCCUAUGCUGGUCUUCACCUCAUGUCUCCCCAGAUCAAUGGGGCAGCUGCUGCUGGAACGUAUGGCAGAUCCUCUUUAGUUGGUUAUGACCCUCAUGCACACAUGCGAGGUUUGGGGGCUACUAUUCCAGGAGCUGCAUCUGGAAAACCAGCUUACUCCUUCCAUGUCAGUGCAGAUGGGCAGAUGCAGCCAGUCCCAUUUCCUCCAGAUGCUCUAAUAGGUUCUGGAAUUCCCCGUCAUGCUCGCCAACUCCAUACAUUAAACCAUGGAGAAGUAGUCUGUGCAGUGACUAUAAGUAACUCCACACGUCAUGUCUACACUGGAGGCAAAGGCUGUGUAAAAGUGUGGGAUGUUGGGCAGCCUGGCACUAAGACUCCUGUGGCACAACUUGAUUGCUUGAAUCGGGAUAACUAUAUUCGCUCCUGCAAACUCCUUCCAGAUGGUCGCAGUCUUAUUGUUGGGGGAGAGGCCAGCACUUUGUCUAUAUGGGACUUGGCAUCACCCACUCCAAGGAUAAAAGCAGAGCUCACCUCUUCUGCUCCUGCUUGCUAUGCUCUUGCCAUUAGUCCAGAUGCCAAAGUCUGUUUCUCUUGCUGCUCUGAUGGCAACAUUGUAGUGUGGGACUUACAGAACCAGACACUUGUUAGGCAGUUCCAAGGACACACAGAUGGUGCCAGCUGUAUAGACAUUUCUCAUGAUGGCACCAAACUAUGGACUGGUGGUCUGGACAAUACAGUUCGUUGUUGGGAUCUAAGGGAAGGGAGACAGCUCCAGCAGCAUGACUUCAACUCUCAGAUCUUUUCCUUGGGUUACUGCCCUACAGGCGAGUGGCUGGCUGUCGGGAUGGAGAGCAGCAAUGUGGAAGUAUUACAUGUUUCCAAGCCUGAUAAGUACCAGCUGCAUCUUCAUGAAAGUUGUGUCCUGUCUUUACAGUUUGCUUCCUGUGGUAAAUGGUUUGUAAGUACUGGCAAGGACAAUUUGUUAAAUGCUUGGCGGACACCUUAUGGAGCAAGCAUAUUCCAGUCGAAAGAAUCUUCAUCUGUUUUGAGCUGUGAUGUUUCCACUGAUGACCAGUUCAUUGUCACAGGUUCCGGUGACAAGAAAGCCACAGUUUAUGAGGUUAUUUACUGAUGGCCUCAGGCUUCAAUAUGGAUUCCCCUUCUACUGCAAGAACCCACAAAGGGUUAUCAUCUGUCCUUUGGGUUAGUUCUGUUUUUAGGUGUAUAUUUUAUCAGUAUCGGCCAGCGUGUAUUUAAUAAUAAAACUGGAGAAAAUAA